Molecule: messenger RNA, 950 nt
Organism: Plasmodium reichenowi
Lineage: Eukaryota; Apicomplexa; Aconoidasida; Haemosporida; Plasmodiidae
Product: cysteine-rich protective antigen, putative
Exons: 2
Source: RefSeq, a predicted model, not a curated record
AUGAUUAUCCCUUUUAAUAAAAAAAUUAUUUCAUUUUUUCAAAUUGUCUUAGUUGUUCUUUUGUUAUGUAGAAGUAUAUAUUGUGAUAGUCGUCAUGUUUUUAUAAGGACUGAAUUAUCGUUCGUGAAGAAUAGUGUUCCUUGUGUUGGGGAUAUGUUUUUUAUAUAUAAAAGGGAGCUGUAUAAUAUAUGUUCGGAUUUUUUAAGAAGCGAAGGAGAUGACCCACACAUAUAUGUACAAAAGAAAGUGAAAGAUUCAUGGAUAAUUCUAUUUGAUUUGUUUAAAGAAACUGAUUUAACAAGACGUCCUCAUAUCUUCACCUACAUAGAUGUGGAAGAGAUAAUUAUAUUACUUUGUGAGAAUGAAGAAUUUGGUAAUAGAAAGAAGGAUUUGACGUGUCAUCGUUUUUAUAGUAAUGAUGGGAAAGAAUAUAAUAACAGUGAAAUAACCAUAAGUGAUCAUAUAUUAAAAGAUAAGAUUUUAUCAUCUUAUGCUUCUUUCCCUUUAAGAAUGAAAGAUCAGGAGUAUUUUUUAAUAUGUGGUAUAAGUCCUUAUAAAUUGAAGGAUGAGACAAAGAAGGAUAACAUUUUAUGUAUGGCAAGUCACGACAAAGGGGAGACAUGGAGAACCAAAGUGGUUAUAAAUUAUGAUGAGUAUAAAUUAGGUGUGCAAUAUUUUUCCCUUAGACCCUACAUUUCUAAGAACAAUUUGUCAUUUCAUUUUUAUGUGGGGGAUAAUAUAAAUAAUGUAAAGAAUAUUAAUUUCAUCGAAUGUAUAAAUGAAAAAGAUUUUGAAUUUACAUGUAGUAAUAAGGAUUUUUUAAAAGUCGAUAAAGUACUUCAAGAUGUUUCUAAAUUAAAUGAUCAAUAUAUUGUUAGUUAUGGAAAUGACAAUAAUUUCAAUGAAUGUUAUAUUUUUUUUAACAAUGAAAAUUCUAUAUUAAUAAAACC